Molecule: messenger RNA, 2015 nt
Organism: Populus nigra (black poplar)
Lineage: Eukaryota; Viridiplantae; Streptophyta; Magnoliopsida; Malpighiales; Salicaceae
Product: phosphoenolpyruvate/phosphate translocator 1, chloroplastic-like
Exons: 9
Coding region: 109-1362 (417 amino acids)
Biological process (GO): transmembrane transport
Cellular component (GO): membrane; Golgi apparatus
Molecular function (GO): antiporter activity
Source: RefSeq, a predicted model, not a curated record
UUACCUUUCCAACCCUAUAAAAAAUCAAACACAACUCUGAAAACACAGAACUCUCUCUCACUCUCUCUCCCCUUCCGUGUCUCUGCUGGCUCCUUUCGGAUCUUGAAAAUGCAGAGCACAGCCUUCACUCCUUCUUCUUCUUCAUCUCUCUCCCCCCUCAAACCACGACGCCUAGUUGCUAACCCUAUUUAUUCACUCCCUUCCAGAUUCGAUCCGAUUCGCGCUUUCUCUUCUUCUUCUUCUUCUUCUUCGAAGCGACACGACCCCGACUCCAACAAUGUCGUUUUCCCUCGCCGAUCAUGGUCCUUGUCUUCAGCUUCCAACUCCUCUCUUUCGCGGCCGUGGAAUCCCUUGGUCUCUGAGCGUAAAAUGGAGCGUUUUGAGGUGAAAGCAACGGCGGUUCCAGAGAGUGCUGGUGAGGGAAAAGAGAAGAGUAGUUUGACCAAGACUUUAGAGCUUGGUUUAUUGUUUGGCCUUUGGUAUCUUUUCAAUAUCUACUUCAAUAUUUAUAACAAGCAGGUUUUGAGGGUAUUCCCGAACCCAGUAACUAUCACUGCAGCUCAGUUUACUGUUGGGACGGUAUUGGUUGCUUGUAUGUGGACUUUCAAUCUGUAUAAAAAGCCGAAAGUUAGUGGCACGCAGCUUGCUGCAAUUCUGCCAUUGGCGGUGGUUCACACGCUAGGGAACCUUUUCACUAAUAUGAGUCUUGGGAAGGUUGCUGUUUCAUUCACGCACACUAUCAAGGCUAUGGAGCCAUUCUUCUCGGUUGUCCUCUCUGCUAUGUUUCUCGGGGAGAUGCCUACACUUUGGGUGGUUGGUUCCAUUAUACCAAUUGUUGGUGGAGUGGCACUUGCCUCAGUCACUGAGGCCUCUUUCAAUUGGGCUGGUUUUUGGAGUGCAAUGGCUUCUAAUUUGACAAACCAAUCUCGUAAUGUCCUAAGUAAAAAGGUCAUGCUUAAGAAAGAGGAAUCUAUGGACAACAUUACUCUUUUCUCCAUCAUAACAAUCAUGUCAUUUAUCUUAUUAGCCCCUGUGACUAUCUUCAUGGAAGGUGUCAAGUUUACUCCAGCUUACCUCCAAUCUGUUGGAUUGAAUGUUAAAGAGGUAUACACUAGGGCUUUUCUUGCUGCGCUUUGCUUCCAUGCCUAUCAACAGGUUUCCUAUAUGAUUUUGCAAAGGGUAUCCCCUGUUACACACUCUGUUGGUAAUUGCGUGAAGCGGGUGGUUGUCAUUGUGAGCUCUGUCCUCUUCUUCAAGACACCUGUGUCACCUAUCAACUCACUUGGUACCGGGAUUGCCCUUGCCGGAGUUUUUCUGUAUUCAAGAGUGAAGAGCAUUAAGCCAAAGCCAAAGACAGCUUGAAGUUCCGAGGAGAUUUUGCUGUUAAACAUGGGUCAUUAGAUGAUAAUAUCAUGCUAUUGCAUUCAAGAACAUGUUUUUGUAGAUCAGGCCAGGAACUCGUUUAGGUUUUUUUAUCAGGUUGAUUUAUUCUCUUGCAGACACCCAAUCCAAAUUUUGCCUGGUGCAAGCAAAGUUUGUUGAUCAGAAAUUCUAGUGUCUUGCUUCGUUAUUUUGUCGUCUUUAAAAUAACAACAGAGGCGGUUUUCGCCAUCUUUUUCUUGACUCAGUCGCCCAAGCUUUCUCCUAAAGAAAGAUGGAUGAGAACGGUGGGAGGAGGGGGUCAGGUCACUGGUAAACUCCACAUGCGGUGACGAAUUGUUGAUACGAAUCUCAAUGGCCUUUUGAUAGCUAGCUUUAUAGUUGAGUCGAAUCCAAAAUGCAGGCUGCUGUCUUUUAUCGUGGCAGGACAUUCUUCAGCUGGGUUGCUACCUAAAAAUUUACCAUAGAGCUGAACAUGUGCGCGUGCACCACAACCCCCUACAUGUGCACGCGCAUGGAAGGCACUUUAGAAUUUUCUGUUUAUUUUUAGAGUGUAAUACCUUCUUCUAUUUUAGAUGUGUUUUAAAAUUACAUUAUAUUUUAAAAGGCAUUGAAUUGAUUUCGUUUUUCUGCAA